CAUCAUCACGAUCACCACUGUCGCUUUCUCUCCAUUUCGUGUUGUCUAUCUCACUAGUCAUCAAACAAAACAUUUAGCAAGCCUCAGUCGUUUACUAAAAAUAAAUUCGAUUCUAUCGUUGAAGUCCGAUAAGCAUCAAAGUCCGGGGAAGUCUUCCAUUAAUAGCUCUUAUCAAUCCUGUGGCGUGCAUUUUCCACAUUCCAGAGCUACUUCAACAAAAGAUAGCAAAGCCCAGUCCGGACAGCUACGUAACCAUCGAGGCUUCUUUGUCACUGCCGGAAAAAAAGUGUCGAAUUCAGAACGUCACGCUCUUGGCUGGUGCUCUAGGUAGAGUGUUCUGUGUAUCGCCGAAUUCGCAAUGCAAAAUUUGGAGUUAUAGGUUAUCCACGUUCAUUAGGUAGAAUGUCAUUCACUACUGAUUUAUGAUCAAUUUUCUUGGGGAAAAUUCUACAGGAAAAUUAAUCUAUUUGGUUUCGAUGAGGAAUAUUGCAUCUAGCUUGGUUUAGCUGGAAAUAGCUAUAGAGACAUCCUGACGGUUGUUAUACGGUUCAGAAAAUCAAAGUGGGAGAAAUUACAAACACAAUGUCGCCAUUACGAAAAGUAUCACUACCUGGAAAUGUUGGGAUGCCCAAUUCCCAACAACCUCUUAUGGAAAUGAUACAAGCUGGCCGAUCAGACAUGUCAUUAGCAGUGGAAGUUAGUACUGGUACAUUGAAUUCACCUACAUCUGCAGCAGAUGUUGUACAAACAGAUUCGCGGAGGCUCUCGAGUGCUUCACAAAUAGAAAAACGUCCAUCGGCAUUGAGUAUGAACCGGAAAUCAUAUUUACCUGUUGUACCCUCACCUCUUAAUCCUUCUACUUCCUCGACAUCGGUCAAUAGCAGUGAUGAAACGAAGAGCGGACCAAUGGGCGGUACCAUGUCACUUAGGGAUUCCUCUUCAUCAGGCGAUUUACCUCUUCCUACUUCCACAACCUCAAGCACCAACACUCAACACAAUGGAACAGCAAAAAAGAAAGGAAAAGGUUUAAGUUCUCCGCAACUAUUUCUACGGCGGAAAUCAGAAUUAGCAGGAAUGGGUCUACAAAUAGGAGAUACACGAGUGGGCACACCGAAAGGCUUAAAAGAUCUAGGCCAUGAUUAUUCACGAUAUCCCAGUUCACGCCCGAGUUCCACUUCCGGUCCGUCAGGACCCAACACACCACUGCCCAUUUACAUAAAUCAAGCAUCUAGCUCCUCUGAUUCCCUUCCCUCGAUACCGCGAAACCCCUUCCGCGAUUCCACAUCUGCGAUCGUCGACCCCGAAAAUUGGAAUUAUCCAGAUGAUCGCAUGGGGGCAUUCGAUCCUUAUUUUGGUGGUGAAAAAGGGUUUAUACUAUAUGAUGAUGAGAUUGAAAAUGAUGAUGAUUUACACAUGCCUCAUGAAAAUGAUGAUCGGAUUUUUAAACCUACCUGGCAUGAAUGGUUGGAGAGAAGAAGUUUGAUUAAUGCUAUUGGAGGUGUGUUUAUGGUUAUUGGGUUGUUGUGUGUUUUUAUUUUGUUGCCUGUGUUGACGUUUGCGACGAGGGUUUGGAGCACGGGGAGGGAGGGGAGUGGAAGUGGGUAUGUGGAUUAUGGACCCGCUUGGGCGCAUGUUAAUAAUGUGUGUAUGAUCUUUUGUCCCUUUGAUUUCUCUCUUCCAUUUCUACUAUUUCUCCCUAUCUUUCCUUCUCACACUCUAUACCCCAUCUCAGAUCUUCUCACUGACAUCUCUUCCCGCCCAGAAUACCUACCCCCUCCUCAAGAACGUACGCACAACCUUAAUCGAUCCUGACACGCCCCAAACUGCAAGGACCAGACAAAGUACUUUUAAUGGAGAGACGCUCAAUCUGGUUUUUAGCGAUGAAUUUAAUAAGAAUAAUCGUACAUUUUAUCCUGGGGAUGAUCCUUUUUGGACCGCGCCAAAUAUUUGGUAUGGAGCUACGCAGGAUAUGGAGUGGUAUGGUGAGUUUGAAGAUUUCCUCUUUUUUUUUGGUUUGGGAAGCUCAGGAUUGAGGGGAGGGCAAGCAGAGAUGGAAGUGGAGGAGAGGUUAUAUGGAGGUGAAAUUUGUGGCGGUGGGGUUAUUGCGUGCAUGAGGGCAUGCUUCUCCUAGCUUUUCUCCAUGCAAACGCAUCCCGCUCUUCUAUACUUCCGGUGCCAAAAGCUCAUUCCUCCUACACCAUACUAAUAACUCCAUAGAUCCCGUCGCCGUCACAACCGGCGGUGGAACCCUCCAACUCCGCAUGGACGCCUUCCCAAACCACAACCUCGGCUACCAAUCCGGCAUGCUAAACUCCUGGAACCAACUUUGUUUCAAAGGUGGCAUAUUCGAAGUAUCCAUUUCCCUUCCCGGACCCUCCGGUGUUCCCGGUCUCUGGCCCGGCGUCUGGAGUAUGGGGAAUCUCGGCCGACCAGGCUACAAAGCAACCACCGAAGGCGUAUGGCCUUACACCUAUAAUUCCUGCGACUAUGGAAUAACACCCAACCAGAGCUCCCCAGAUGGACUUUCCAAGCUUCCCGGCCAAAAAUUAAAUAGUUGCACAUGUAAAGGACAAGAUCAUCCCACACCAGGAACCGGACGCGGAGCCCCCGAAAUCGAUGUUUUGGAGGGAAGUGUCGAUCCCAAUAAUCGGAUUGGCGUCGUCACACAAUCAUUCCAAGUGGCGCCUUUUGAUAUUUGGUAUCGACCCAACUAUGUCUUUUUACAAAUCCCGGAGUACAAUACCACGAGUAUGAAUAGCUAUUGCGGGGGACCCUUUCAACAGGCUAUUAGUGGAACGACCCUCUUGAACAAUGAUUGGUACGAUGGAAACGCUUAUCAGAAAUACGCAUUCGAAUAUAUACCGGGGACAUCUAGCACGGGAAAAAUCGCCUGGUUUGUAGGGAAUCAGCAAACUUUUAUGAUGGAUGGGAGAGCCAUUGGUCAGAAUGGUAAUGUGGCGGCGAGACAGGUGAGCGAGGAACCCAUGAGUAUGGUGUUGAAUUUGGGGAUUAGUGGAGCGUGGAGCGAGAUUUUGAUGGGGGAGUUGCGGUUUCCAACGACGAUGUUUGUGGAUUAUGUGAGGAUUUAUCAGAGGGAGGGCGAGGAGAGUGUUACGUGUGAUCCAGAGGGGUAUGAGACGACGGAGUAUAUUAGGGAACACCCGGUUGCUUAUAUGAAUCCGAAUUUGACGGUAUGUUUUUCUCUUUUUUUUGGUUUGGUUGGAGUUUGGCUUUUGUUUUAGCGGGUUAAGGAGGGUGAUUUCACAUGAUUGAUGAUUUAUGUAUAUAUGGACUAACUUCUAACCUUUUCAAUAGGCAUGGAACGAAACGGGAUAUGAUUGGCCAACCAAUAAACUCAUGAAUGAGUGCUAAGAAGAAAUUAUUCCCUUCAACCACAAAUACAGCUACUUUCAUCAAAUCCUACAUCAACGACCAGACUAACCUCAACCUUCAACUCGCAAGCCAUCGAAAUCUCAAUCCAAAAUACUAAAUACCAAUUAUGUAGAUAUAUAUCAGACGCUAGCCUAGCCUAGCCAAGCCACAUCUACUCAUUCAUCCACGCAUCCUCCCAUUCAUUCAUUCACACCUAUCUAGACUCCAUCUCUUCCACUCACCCUCUACCAACCAUCUCUUCACCAUCACCUCACCUCACCAAACAUAGCCUCCAACAUACAUCAUACAUCAUACAUCAUAUCACAAAUCACACAUACAUACACACCACACCCCAUAAAACAAGCCCACACACACCACGACACGACACGACAUACAUACAUAGAAACCCCCUAUUUUAAAACUAUCCCCAGCAC
Molecule: messenger RNA, 3806 nt
Organism: Sclerotinia trifoliorum
Lineage: Eukaryota; Fungi; Ascomycota; Leotiomycetes; Helotiales; Sclerotiniaceae
Source: the annotation of a GenBank genome assembly